Molecule: messenger RNA, 1029 nt
Organism: Pocillopora verrucosa
Lineage: Eukaryota; Metazoa; Cnidaria; Anthozoa; Scleractinia; Pocilloporidae
Source: RefSeq, a predicted model, not a curated record
AUGGCGGAAGCAAACUCCAAAGGAAAGUCGCCCAAAAAAUCGCGUGGAUACUCAUGGAAAGAGGAAGAUGUAAAGGAAUUAAUUCAAAUAAUGCAAGAAGAGACAGUUAUGUUUAGUCUGGAUAAUGCGAAGACGCCAAAGGAGAAAAGGGCCGCUUACAAAACUGUUCAAGUACAGAUGCAAAAGAAAGGUAUUAAUAUCAGUUUAGAUGCCAUCAUUAACAAAUGGAAAAAGCUGAGACAGCAGUACAAACAACAUCACGAUAAGCAAAAAAGAAGUGGCACUGAACGUCAGAAAAAAUGGAAGUUUUUUGAUGAGAUGGAUCAAGCAUGUGGUCACAGGGACACAUCUUCGCCUGCAUGCCUUAUUGAUUCAAGUGCACCUGCUGAAAGUACAGAUUUGGAUAGCGGAACAGAAGGGAACAUUGAGGACGAAACCAACGUCGAAUCUGGUGAUGAAGCUGACAAUGAAGAGUUGAGCUCAAAUUCAAAAGGCAGUGUUGAGGGAAGCAGUGGGGCAAGAGAGGAAAGACUAAGUGGGGCAAAAAAACCCAAAUUGGAGAUGGAAGCGGAAGCAAAAACUGAUACGAAAAAAAACAAAGUUGUCAAGAAAGGCAAAAUGACCAGAUUUGAGAAAUCGUUUGCAGUGUUAACCGAGAGCUUCAAAACUGCCGCUGAACAGGAGAUGGACAUGCUUGUAAAGCUUGAGAACAUGCGCCAAAAAGAAAUGUUGGUGCACGAAAUACGGCUGAAAGAAUUAGAGAAUGAGCGUCGCAGGGAGGAGCGACAACAUGAGCUGAUGUUGGUUAAUCUUUUAAGCCAAAAUAGAAAUCCAUUUCAAAGAAUGGAUUUCUAUGAAGGAAGCAACCCUGUCCACAGUGGCAGUGAGAGCAGCUUUUAUGAAAUGUAAAGACUUAUAGUUUUCAGAGGUUGCCGUUGGUUGUUGUUGAUGUGAAGAGACAAUUUGUGAAAAGGCUUUUUUCCCUCUGUUUUGUAACCAUCUGGUUCACAUCUUUCAUACGGAAAUAGU